Molecule: messenger RNA, 835 nt
Organism: Tarenaya hassleriana
Lineage: Eukaryota; Viridiplantae; Streptophyta; Magnoliopsida; Brassicales; Cleomaceae
Product: transcription factor MUTE
Exons: 3
Coding region: 79-663 (194 amino acids)
Biological process (GO): guard cell differentiation; positive regulation of DNA-templated transcription; stomatal complex development
Cellular component (GO): nucleus
Molecular function (GO): DNA-binding transcription factor activity; protein dimerization activity
Source: RefSeq, a predicted model, not a curated record
GUGUGUGAAGAUCAACGAGGAGUUUCAUCAUCUUCCGACAGAAACCCUGUAGUUGAAGGAAGGUGAUUCAGUAACGAUAUGUCUCACAUCGCUGUUGAGAGGAACAGAAGACGGCAGAUGAACGACCAUCUCAAAGUUCUUCGUUCUUUGACCCCUUGCUUCUAUAUCAAAAGGGGAGAUCAAGCAUCGAUAAUCGCAGGAGUGAUAGAUUUCAUCCAAGAAUUGCACCAACUCGUGCAAGUUCUCGAGUCCAAGAAACGAAGAAAAACACUAAGCCCUACGUUUCAUCACAGUCACCAGAUCGAUCAGUCCACGGCCAUGGUCGUCAGACCACCCUUCGCCCAGAUCGAGAACAUCAACACGACAAGCUUCAAGGAACUAGGCGCGUGUUGCAACUCUCCCCAUGCUGACGUGGAAGCUAAGAUCUCGGGGUCGAAUGUUGUCUUGAGAGUUGUCUCCUUGAGAAUCCCAGGUCAGCUCGUGAAGAUCAUCGCUGUCUUGGAGAAGCUCUCCUUUCAGGUUCUUCACCUCAACAUCAGUAGCAUGGAGGAUACCGUCUUGUAUUUCUUCAUCGUCAAGAUAGGAUUGGAGUGUCGCCUCAGUUUGGAGGAAUUGGCUCUUGAAGUUCAGAAAACCUUUGCGCCAGAAGCAAUCUCCAGUUAAAUCCACAAUCGCAUCUCUUAUGGAUAUGCUUACGGAUCAUCAUAUAACCUAAGUCUCCUUCAAUUAAUAGACAUACAUAUAUAUAUAUAUAUAAGACCGUCAUCUUGUUAGAUAUAUUUCCUAUGUUUUGUAAUAUCAAAGGUUUUCAGAUUAACGAGUUGUACGAAUUUGA